Messenger RNA from Knipowitschia caucasica, 3960 nucleotides. The record is from the annotation of a GenBank genome assembly. Lineage: Eukaryota; Metazoa; Chordata; Actinopteri; Gobiiformes; Gobiidae.
AUGAUCUGUGUGGCCUUGCGUUCCUUCUGCUGGGACAGUCUCCCUCGGACCCGGUCCUUGUCCCGGCCCCAUCGGUCCCGGCUGCUGCGGUCCCUCCAGCCCUCGCGGCCCCUCAUGCCGUCGUCCAGAGUCGGGGAGCGAGGCGUGAGGGCCGAGCGAGACACGGUGGGCGGGAGGAUGGGGGAGGGGCCCACGGAGAUGGACAGGGAGAUCCGGGCGUGUCCAGGGAGCGAGGAGGUGUGUCCUGCAGCAGGACCGUCCACAGAACAGGUCUACAGAACAGGUCCACAGAACAGGUCUACAGAACAGGUCUACAGAACAGGUCUACAGAACAGGUCUACAGAACAGGUCUACAGAACAGGUCUACAGAACAGGUCUACAGAACAGGUCUACAGAACAGGUCCACAGAACAGGUCUACAGAACAGGUCUACAGAACAGGUCCACAGAACAGGUCUACAGAACAGGUCUACAGAACAGGUCCACAGAACAGGUCUACAGAACAGGUCUACAGAACAGGUCUACAGAACAGGUCCACAGAACAGGUCUACAGAACAGGUCCACAGAACAGGUCUACAGAACAGGUCUACAGAACAGGUCUACAGAACAGGUCUACAGAACAGGUCUACAGAACAGGUCUACAGAACAGGUCUACAGAACAGGUCCACAGAACAGGUCCAAAGAACAGGUCUACAGAACAGGUCUACAGAACAGGUCCACAGAACAGGUCUACAGAACAGGUCUACAGAACAGGUCUACAGAACAGGUCUACAGAACAGGUCCACAGAACAGGUCUACAGAACAGGUCCACAGAACAGGUCCACAGAACAGGUCUACAGAACAGGUCCACAGAACAGGUCUACAGAACAGGUCCACAGAACAGGUCUACAGAACAGGUCUACAGAACAGGUCUACAGAACAGGUCUACAGAACAGGUCCACAGAACAGGUCUACAGAACAGGUCUACAGAACAGGUCUACAGAACAGGUCCACAGAACAGGUCCAAAGAACAGGUCCACAGAACAGGUCCACAGAACAGGUCUACAGAACAGGUCUACAGAACAGGUCUACAGAACAGGUCUACAGAACAGGUCUACAGAACAGGUCUACAGAACAGGUCUACAGAACAGGUCCACAGAACAGGUCUACAGAACAGGUCUACAGAACAGGUCUACAGAACAGGUCCACAGAACAGGUCUACAGAACAGGUCUACAGAACAGGUCUACAGAACAGGUCCACAGAACAGGUCUACAGAACAGGUCUACAGAACAGGUCCACAGAACAGGUCCAAAGAACAGGUCUACAGAACAGGUCCACAGAACAGGUCCACAGAACAGGUCUACAGAACAGGUCUACAGAACAGGUCUACAGAACAGGUCCACAGAACAGGUCUACAGAACAGGUCUACAGAACAGGUCUACAGAACAGGUCUACAGAACAGGUCUACAGAACAGGUCUACAGAACAGGUCUACAGAACAGGUCCACAGAACAGGUCUACAGAACAGGUCUACAGAACAGGUCUACAGAACAGGUCUACAGAACAGGUCUACAGAACAGGUCUACAGAACAGGUCUACAGAACAGGUCUACAGAACAGGUCUACAGAACAGGUCCACAGAACAGGUCCAAAGAACAGGUCUACAGAACAGGUCUACAGAACAGGUCCACAGAACAGGUCUACAGAACAGGUCUACAGAACAGGUCUACAGAACAGGUCUACAGAACAGGUCUACAGAACAGGUCCACAGAACAGGUCCAAAGAACAGGUCUACAGAACAGGUCUACAGAACAGGUCCACAGAACAGGUCUACAGAACAGGUCUACAGAACAGGUCUACAGAACAGGUCUACAGAACAGGUCUACAGAACAGGUCCACAGAACAGGUCUACAGAACAGGUCUACAGAACAGGUCUACAGAACAGGUCUACAGAACAGGUCUACAGAACAGGUCUACAGAACAGGUCUACAGAACAGGUCCACAGAACAGGUCUACAGAACAGGUCUACAGAACAGGUCCACAGAACAGGUCUACAGAACAGGUCUACAGAACAGGUCCACAGAACAGGUCUACAGAACAGGUCCACAGAACAGGUCCACAGAACAGGUCUACAGAACAGGUCUACAGAACAGGUCCACAGAACAGGUCCACAGAACAGGUCCACAGAACAGGUCCACAGAACAGGUCCACAGAACAGGUCUACAGAACAGGUCCAAAGAACAGGUCUACAGAACAGGUCUACAGAACAGGUCCACAGAACAGGUCUACAGAACAGGUCUACAGAACAGGUCUACAGAACAGGUCUACAGAACAGGUCUACAGAACAGGUCCACAGAACAGGUCUACAGAACAGGUCCACAGAACAGGUCCACAGAACAGGUCCACACAGAACAGGUCUACAGAACAGGUCUACAGAACAGGUCUACAGAACAGGUCUACAGAACAGGUCUACAGAACAGGUCUACAGAACAGGUCUACAGAACAGGUCAACACAGAAACAGGUCUACAGAACAGGUCUACAGAACAGGUCCACAGAACAGGUCUACAGAACAGGUCUACAGAACAGGUCUACAGAACAGGUCUACAGAACAGGUCUACAGAACAGGUCUACAGAACAGGUCUACAGAACAGGUCCACAGAACAGGUCUACAGAACAGGUCCACAGAACAGGUCCACAGAACAGGUCUACAGAACAGGUCCACAGAACAGGUCCACAGAACACAGAACAGGUCCACAGACAGAACAGGUCUACAGAACAGGUCCACAGAACAGGUCCACAGAACAGGUCCACAGAACAGGUCACAGAACAGAAACAGGUCUACAGAACAGGUCUACAGAACAGGUCCACAGAACAGGUCUACAGAACAGGUCCACAGAACAGGUCCACAGAACAGGUCCACAGAACAGGUCCACAGAACAGGUCCACAGAACAGGUCUACAGAACAGGUCUACAGAACAGGUCCACAGAACAGGUCCACAGAACAGGUCCACAGAACAGGUCCACAGAACAGGUCUACAGAACAGGUCUACAGAACAGGUCCACAGAACAGGUCUACAGAACAGGUCCACAGAACAGGUCCACAGAACAGGUCUACAGAACAGGUCUACAGAACAGGUCCACAGAACAGGUCCACAGAACAGGUCCACAGAACAGGUCCACAGAACAGGUCUACAGAACAGGUCUACAGAACAGGUCUACAGAACAGGUCCACAGAACAGGUCCACAGAACAGGUCCAAAGAACAGGUCCACAGAACAGGUCCACAGAACAGGUCCACAGAACAGGUCUACAGAACAGGUCUACAGAACAGGUCUACAGAACAGGUCUACAGAACAGGUCUACAGAACAGGUCUACAGAACAGGUCUACAGAACAGGUCUACAGAACAGGUCUACAGAACAGGUCCACAGAACAGGUCCAAAGAACAGGUCCACAGAACAGGUCCAAAGAACAGGUCCAAAGAACAGGUCUACAGAACAGGUCUACAGAACAGGUCUACAGAACAGGUCCAAAGAACAGGUCUACAGAACAGGUCUACAGAACAGGUCUACAGAACAGGUCUACAGAACAGGUCUACAGAACAGGUCCACAGAACAGGUCCAAAGAACAGGUCCACAGAACAGGUCCACAGAACAGGUCCACAGAACAGGUCUACAGAACAGGUCUACAGAACAGGUCUACAGAACAGGUCUACAGAACAGGUCUACAGAACAGGUCUACAGAACAGGUCUACAGAACAGGUCUACAGAACAGGUCCACAGAACAGGUCCAAAGAACAGGUCCACAGAACAGGUCCAAAGAACAGGUCCAAAGAACAGGUCUACAGAACAGGUCUACAGAACAGGUCUACAGAACAGGUCCAAAGAACAGGUCCACAGAACAGGUCCAAAGAACAGGUCCACAGAACAGGUCCAAAGAACAGGUCUACAGAACAGGUCCACAGAACAGGUCGAAGAUUCGAUAA